Daphnia magna is the source of this 604-nucleotide messenger RNA. Its product is annotated as baculoviral IAP repeat-containing protein 7-A-like. The coding region runs from base 19 to 588 and encodes 189 amino acids. Lineage: Eukaryota; Metazoa; Arthropoda; Branchiopoda; Diplostraca; Daphniidae. The record is from RefSeq and is a predicted model, not a curated record. The transcript is spliced from 2 exons.
CUCGAUCCUGUUUCCAAAAUGGAAAUCACAUCCUUUAGUGCUACUCAAAGUGUGAUGUGCAACAAACUCUCCAAAGUAGGACCAACCGGAGCAGUACGAGCUCUAUCGCAAGUCGUCCUGAGAACAGCAUCCGCUCGUCUAUCCACCUUCCAGAGAUGGGAAAGAUCGUUGAAUUCUCCGUCAGCCCAGGCCUUAUCGAUGGCAGGAUUUAUCUACCGUGGAGUGGCAGAUCAGACUCAAUGUAUUUCGUGCUUCAUUGUCCUUUCACGAUGGAUUCCAGAACAUGAUCCUGACUUUGAACAUUGCAGACACUCUCCGACAUGCGAAUUUGUACUGAACAGACAAAGCGAAUCUGCGAAUCGUAUGCAAUCCUCGUCAGUUCGAUCGCAGACACCAGUUAACAAGGAUGUUAGUCCAUUGUCAGAGGCUUCACUUUGUAAAAUAUGUUACACUCAAGACAUGUCCACUCUUUUUCGUCCUUGCGGACACCUCCUGACUUGUAAAGCAUGUGCUGAUCAGUUGUUCAAUUGCCCAAUUUGUCGCUGUCCUAUUUUUGAGAAAAUUCGUGCUUUUGUCUCUUUUGAAUAGGUUUCCACGUUUUUUU